Gaeumannomyces tritici R3-111a-1 is the source of this 546-nucleotide messenger RNA. RefSeq lists its product as hypothetical. The transcript has 2 exons. The record is from RefSeq and is a predicted model, not a curated record. Bases 1 to 546 code for a protein of 181 amino acids. NCBI's taxonomy places the organism in Eukaryota, Fungi, Ascomycota, Sordariomycetes, Magnaporthales, Magnaporthaceae.
AUGGGUCCCUUCCUCCCAAGGCACCUCAAUAGGCCGGCGCCGCCGCUGCUGUUGCUGCUGCUGCCAAAAGCUGCACUGGAACUCAUGGCGAUCCGUCGUGGUAACCAGGCUGGCGUAUUGCAUUACCUCAUGGCCCGGUGCCCACCCCCUGCCUGCCCUGCGUUACUUGUGGCCUGCCUGCUUCAUGUGCCUGCUUCUGCGCCUGCGCCUGCUUCUGCUUCUGCUUCUGCCUCGCCGCUCUUUGACAGCAGCAGCCGGCUCCCCGGCCCACCUGCCAGCCUGCCGGUCGACCGCAUCUCUCCCUUGCUCUCGGCCAUCGACAUGAUGUCCAUCCUGCUGCAAACCACGCAUGCACGCACACGGCCGGCCGGCCCACCUGCCCACCCAGAUGCAGAUGCGGCCUGCGGCCGUUAUCUGGGGAGGGGAGGGGCGAGGCCAAAGACUGCUAGCUUCCGUUUCCCAUGCCCUAAGUUUUUCUUCAGUCUUUCCCUCUCUCUCUCUCUCCUCCCCCUUGAGCCUGGAUCUUGGGCGGCCGAACUACAUUAG